This is a messenger RNA of Talaromyces stipitatus ATCC 10500, 1148 nucleotides long. RefSeq names its product phosphoglycerate mutase family protein. The record is from RefSeq and is a predicted model, not a curated record. The coding region runs from base 283 to 1014 and encodes 243 amino acids. Lineage: Eukaryota; Fungi; Ascomycota; Eurotiomycetes; Eurotiales; Trichocomaceae. Gene Ontology annotation, biological process: ribose phosphate biosynthetic process. The transcript has 4 exons. Gene Ontology annotation, molecular function: sedoheptulose-bisphosphatase activity.
GGUUCAAAUCAGAGUUCCAUUCAGGCGGGCUAGCGAAACGCGUGCCUUACCAGUAGGUUAAGCAAGAAGAUCACGUAAGAAUGAACCGAUCUCAUCAGCACCUUAGUAUUCCUUACUAAACACUAAGUAAACAUAACUUACCCCACGAAACUCCGUUGCAGUCCGGAUUACGUAGUAGUACCCCACCGUGUUCUACAUAACUAUCGCAUUCAAUCCUACACCAUCCCUCUCUUUUUUGAUACAAGAAAAUUGAAGAUACUAUUCAGGGUAUAGAAAACAGAAAUGCCCGUCCCCAGGUGCUUCAUAGUCCGCCACGGCGAAACAGAAUGGUCUCUCAAUGGCCGACACACGGGCACAACGGACAUCCCGCUCACAGCCAACGGAGAAAAGCGAGUGAAAGCUACAGGCAAAGCGCUUGUUGGCGAUGAUCGAUUAAUAGCGCCUAAGCGAUUGAAUCAUGUCUAUGUAUCACCCCGAAAACGAGCUCAGCGAACAUUCGAAUUACUCCAAAUCGGAUGCAAGGAACGACUACCCUGGAUUGAAUCGGAGAGUAGUUGUAGUUUCGAACAACCAAUCGCAACGGAAGCCAAUAUUGAGAUCACGGACGCCAUUCGCGAAUGGGAUUAUGGUGACUAUGAAGGAUUGACAAGUCCCGAGAUCAGGGAGCUUAGAGCCAAGCAAGGAUUGGGGAAAUGGGAUAUUUGGAGAGAUGGGUGUCCCGGAGGAGAAUCCCCCGAAGACAUCUGUCGCCGUCUAGACGCCUUCAUCGCCAAUCUCCGCGAAAAAAAUCAUAAACACUGUUUCGGAUCUCCCGACAAUCACGAGAAAGGUGAUGUCUUGGUCGUGGCGCAUGGUCACAUCUUGCGCGCCCUUGCGAUUCGUUGGGUUGGGAAACCCUUAACUGAGACCGCACUCAUUCUUGAAGCUGGUGGUGUUGGAACAUUGAGUUAUGAGCAUCACAACAUCGAAGAACCAGCCAUUAUCCUUGGUGGUGCGUUCGUUGUAGAAGAUUAAGACUGACCGACUGGCGCGCGUCGUUAGCUUCCUCAAGCAUAGCCUCCUUGUCACAAUGCCAAUACAUAACUCCUUCUCAGAUUCUUUCCCUUCGUAGAUGCAACGAAAUUAAUCCUUCUUAUCCCCCUCCUCCC